Poecilia reticulata (guppy) is the source of this 5222-nucleotide messenger RNA. The record is from RefSeq and is a predicted model, not a curated record. NCBI's taxonomy places the organism in Eukaryota, Metazoa, Chordata, Actinopteri, Cyprinodontiformes, Poeciliidae.
GUGGCGCAACAACACAUUAUUCAGGUGGAUGCGAAAACGUAGGUCGACUUUUAUUUUUUAAUAAGCAACGGCUGCUGGAGAGAGACUGCUGAGUUAUCUGAUACAAGCUGAGUGCAGCACAGAGAAAGAAACAGCAAACAUUUGUUCAUAGGAUUAAACUAUUGUAAUAUACUUGUCUUAUUAUUAUUCUAAAAUAUAUUGAUGGUUGACAGUUUACCGGUUCCACAUAUCCUUGACUUUUAUUAUUUGCUAUCCUUAUCUGGGGAGUAGUGACUGAUGCAGAGGGGCUGUUGGUUUAUCUGAUACAGGCUGAGCUCAGCAGCUGGUGCAGCACAGAGAAAGAAAAGCUCUCAAAGUUCAAAAUAUGGAUCAGUUGUCCACAAACUUAAACCAUCCUUCCUUAUUUAAAUUUUAUUUUUUUUAUUUACUAUAAAAUCAAAAUAUUAGUAUUAGACAAUUUAGUAGGUAGUGACUCAAUUAUUUGGACCUUAUUCACCCAGAGCCAAGUUGGUUGGCUGAAGUGACAGAGUGGAGGACGGUUCAUCAGAUACCAGCUGAGAGCAGCAGAGAAAGAAACGGUUUUCUCUUGGACAAAAAAAGGUGGACUUCCAGGAACCAUCCAAUUUAUGGACUGGAAUUUAAUAGACUGAGCUUGAAGUCUGACAGAGAAGGGAGGUUCCUCUGGGUCACACCGGGCCGUGUUUUAUCCCCACACCGGAUGAAGCAGCUUCAGCAGACGCAGAGCGUGAUCCUUUGGAGUCAGACGUAACAUGCUCGGAGUCCUGGAACGUAGGAAUCUGGUGCUGAAUCGAGGAUUCGAACGCUGACGGAGAUUUCUUCUAUUCAAGUGGACUGAUUCGGUGUAGAGGUCACUGCUGCUCCAGAACAUCAUUAUGGCUCACAGUUAAUGCCUUUGAAUUUACUGACUGUCUCUGACAUUAAGAAUAUGCAAUCAGUCAAGCAAGACACUGACUCCAGUGAGACAUACAGUGGGGAUGAUGCCUUGGUGCUUGCUGUGGCUUUACACAGAUCUAACAAAAAUCUUGUACCUCACAAAAUUUCAUCAUUUCCUUUCAAGACUAAAUCUACAUGCCGCAGAAAACGCGAGUUCAUCCCAGAGGAAAAGAAAGACACCAUUUACUGGGAAAGACGACGCAAAAACAAUGAAGCUGCCAAGCGCUCAAGAGAGAAGAGACGCAUUAAUGACAUGGUCCUUGAAAACAAGCUGAUGGCACUUGGAGAGGAAAAUGCCUCCCUCAAGGCAGAACUGCUGUCUUUAAAAAUGAAGUUUGGCUUAGUUAGUUCAUCAGCAUAUGCCCAAGAAGUUCAAAAUGUAUCUAGUCCCCCCACGGUAAACUCCCAUGAAGAGUUGAUAUCUCCCACUGCUGUCCAGAGUUUAUUCCAAAGAGAUCUUGCACAUGUAGAGCUAAGCAAAAGCUGUGCAUCAGCUAUUAAACACUUACCUCUCAUGCCUGAAACAUGGGCUGCAAGUCAAGCAAGCUUUACUGUCUAUAGGACAGCAGAUUUUAAAGAAGAACCAGAAGAAAAUACCACCUGGCAGGAAACUAGUACACCAUAUAAACUUUACAAAAAUUGCAAGGUUAGCCAUUUGUCUGAUGUCUACUCUCAAGCAGCAUCAUUCAUGCAGACUGCCAGGUCAUCCAGUAACUCGCUCAGGAACUCAGAUGAAAAUUCUUUAUGCAAAGCAUCAGAUGGUGACGAUGAGCAGCAAGUCCCUAAGGGAUUGGGGCCUUCUGUAGCUGACCAAAGAAGUGUUAUUGUUUCUACUCACAAAGUGCCAGAUGUCAGUUCUUCAGCUUUGCCACAUAAACUACGAAUCAAAUCAAGAACCAUCCAAAUUAAAAUGGAGACAACUGACCCUGAAUAUGAGUCCUCUGGAAAGACUUCUUCUGCCAGCAUUUUAGAAGGAGUGUGCUUCCAGAACUCCUCAGCAUACAUGCAGCCUUCUCACUGUCCUUUGUCUGUGCAGGUGUCCAACAUGCAAGGCUGGAGCCGUGGGUCUGAAAGCAGCGUUGCUACACAGUGGCUGCCAGAAUAAACAAGUCUUAAGCUCAAUACUAGUUCAAAACCAUUGUAAAUUCCUAUGAACACUCAUAUACUGAGGAUAUCUAUCCGUAAGUGUUGGCACUGUGUCAACAAAACUGACCUCUUUGACAAAAUUAACCACAACAUAGAAAGAUUCUGAAACAAAGUUAGCCAAAAGCAUCAAUGUGUAGACUUUAUCAAAGAGAUGCUGAUGUUCAUAUCACAAUGAAUGAAAUAUGAUCUUGUUGUACUUUGGAUUUUAAGUAGUACUUGUGGCAUUGUUAACACUGAUAUCGAGUAAAUUUAAAAAAACUAAAUGUUAAAUUUUUCCCAGACUUGUGAUUUUUUGGGGAAAACACAGUUCAUUAAAAUAUGCUAAGAGUUCAGGUUUCAGGGGUUUAUUCAGGACUACACUUAGAGUUAAAUUAUUUGCCAUGUAUUGUUCUUGUUUAUUUGACAUAAACAAGAGCCUGACGUUCCUGCUGCUCAACUGGUGCAAAUCCAAAAUGUACUUGGUUAUUGGCAGAACUACAGAAGACCACCACGAUGCAGUGAGUGGUUGGCUGAUACAGCUCUUUCUCACUCCACAUGACUUCACAUAGAAACACAGAGAUUGGGCAAACAAAAUUGCUUAAGACAUAAUGAUUUAUUGUGAAACUGUAAAUUAUGUUUUUUGUUCUGAUAACAUAGUUCUAUAAUUACAUAGCUAUCAUAAAGCUCCAACUACACUCCAAGGAAUAAUUGAAUCCUUAAAUCUUCUGUGAUCUUCUGUGAUUUGACAUCUUUCUGAUACAAGUAAGGGAACUAUUACUCAUCAUAACUUCACAGAACCUCCCCUAAAAAAUUUUUUUUAAAUCCUUUAAGUCACUUUACCAAUUUAAUUGAUCAGUGUUUUGUUGCCUUUCAUAACGUUCCAUAACAUUAAUUUUGUCUGAUCACCCACUGGACAUGCCCCACCCAGGCACUGAGUAAGAAAAGCAACUCACUGAGUAAUGCUCACUGACAGCAGGUUGGAUUAAAAAUUAAUGGUAAGUGGAGGCACGUUCUCUGGAGUGAUGAAUCGCGCUUCUCCAUUUGGCAAUCUGAUGGAUGAGUCUGGGUUUGGCAGUUACCAGGACAACGGUACUUGUCUGACUGCACUGUGCCAAUUUUAAAGAUUUUUGGAGGGGGGAUUAUAGUGUGGGGUUGUUUUUUAGGAGCUGGGCUCAUCCUCUUAGUUCCAGUGAAAGGAAUUUUGAAUGCUUCAGCAUACCGAGACAUUUUGGACAGUUCCAUGGUCCCAACUUUGUGGGGACAGUUUGCAGCUGGCCCUUUUCUCUUCCAACAUGACUGUGCACCAGUGCACAAAGAAAGGUCCUUACAGACAUGGAUAGCAGAGUCUGGAGUGGAUGAACUUGACUGGCCUGCACAGAGUCCUGACUUCAACCCGAUAGAGCCAGGCCUUCUUGUCCAACAUCAGUAUGUGACCUCACAAAUGUGUUCCUGGGGGUCAAAAAUCCCCAUAAACACUCCUAAAUCCUAAACCUUGUGGACAGCCUUCCCAGAAGAUUUGAAGCUGUUUUAGCUGCAAAGGGAGGACCGAUGUUAAAUUGAACCCAGUCGGUUAGAAAUGGGAUGUCACUUAAGCUCAUAUGUGAGUCAAGGCAGGUGAGUGAAUACUUUUAGCAAUAUAGUGUAUAACAGACUAUACUUAAUAAAUACAACUGUAGAGGAUUUAUAGACACAAAUAACUGCAUAAUUUUGAGGUGAAAGCAAAACGGCUUAAAAGUAGUUCUCAAACUUAAUUCUCAAAGGUUCAAAUCUGAUUCCUGACUGAACCUGAUCAGGUUCCAGUUACGAACUAGUAAUGCACUAGUUCAUGAUUAGUUUAUAUUGCAACUUCAUAAAAGCUAGUAAUGAACAAAUACCUUUUACUGAAUUGGCUUACAAUUUACAAAUAAAGCAACAAGACCUCAUCAACUAAAACUUGUUAAGUUAUAUGAGAUGUAUUGCAUCAUAUAACAACACAUAGCAUGCUAGUUUAAUAAACUGAACUGUCUCCCUUCAAUGACCUGUCGAAACUUUGGUACCUUCUGAAAUUCCACUGUGUUCUCUAAAAUUCUGAUUUCACCAGGUCAACCCUUUUGAACUUUUUUUAAAAGUAUAAAUUAAAGUAUGAUUAAUGUAUAAAAUUUCCAGUGUUUAAUAGAAGUAUAAACUAACUUUACUGGAAUGAAAAUAAUAUCCACGUGAAGCUCUUGAACAUUUUGCCUGCCAGUAAUCACCAAACUUGUUUGAUCUGACCUUAAAAUGGAACAAAAGCCAAAGGCCUAGCAUAGAUGCUGGCAGAAACUGGUAAGGCAGUGUCAUCAUCCACAGGGAAACAUGUUCUGUACUGUCAUGGGGUGAAAAGCCACUAGGCAAGGAAGAAACCGUUACUUCAAAAGACAUAUAAAAAGCCAGAUUGCAGUUUGAAAAUGCACAGAAGGAUACAGAUCUUCAUCUUUGGAAACAUGUAUUGUGGUCUCAUGAAACAGUUUGAGCACAAUGAACACUGUUAAGUUUGGAGAAAGAAGGAGGAUGCUUGUUCAACCUAACUGAAGUAUGGGGGUGGCAGUGUCAUGUGGUGCUGUUUUGCUGCAAGAAGAACGGUCACAUUUCAUAAAAUAGAUGUCAUUAUGAGGAAAGAACAUUAAAUGGAAAUAUUGAAGCAAAUCCAAAGACAUCAACCAAGAAGUAAGAACUUGGGUCCAGACUGGUCUUGUCUUUCAAAUGGACAAUAACCCUAAACUUACAGUCACUUUGAUUUCAAAGUGACUUAAGGACAAUAAUGCCAAUGUUUGGCUGUGGCCAUAACAAAGCCCUGAUCUCAGUCUAAUGGAGAAGUUGUAGGACGACCUUACAAUUUCAAGCUACCUACAAUAUGGACGGACUGCUCACCAGUUCUGUCAGGAGGAAUGAGCUCCAGCAAACUAAUGUGAUAACUUUGUGGAAGGAAACCCAAAAGGUUUGACCCAAGUCAUGUAGUUUAAAACAGUUAUCCCUGACACUGACCAAAUGUAUGUUUGCAGUUUAGUAUACUACUGCUAACCCUGUCCCUGUUGAGAACUUCUCAGUAGAGUCCCUGAGCUGCCUGCUCUGUUUUUUAUGAUGUUGUUUGUUCACAAAUGUCCAUUAAUAAACUUCUGAGGUCUUUA